Papaver somniferum (opium poppy) is the source of this 2052-nucleotide messenger RNA. RefSeq names its product wall-associated receptor kinase 5-like. The record is from RefSeq and is a predicted model, not a curated record. Gene Ontology annotation, biological process: cell surface receptor signaling pathway; protein phosphorylation. Lineage: Eukaryota; Viridiplantae; Streptophyta; Magnoliopsida; Ranunculales; Papaveraceae. Gene Ontology annotation, cellular component: plasma membrane. Bases 1 to 2052 code for a protein of 683 amino acids. The transcript is spliced from 3 exons. Gene Ontology annotation, molecular function: ATP binding; polysaccharide binding; protein serine/threonine kinase activity.
AUGUUUCCCCCAAAAUUACCGUUAUUCCUUCAUAUUGUGAUCUUUUAUGUGGUGGUAUCUAUAUCAUCAUUGUCAUCAUCAGCUGAAUUCGUGCAAGGAAAACGUUGCCAAUUGAAUUGUGGGAACGUUGCCAUUCCAUACCCAUUUGGUAUAGGUAAAGAGUGCUCUAUGAUUGGCACAGAAGGGAAUGGUGAUGCUCAUAUCACGUAUAAUAUCAUAUGUGAUCAUUCUUAUGAUCCUCCCAAACCUUUUAUUAAUGCAACUAAUUAUCUUGAAAUUUUAAGUAUAUCAGAGACAGAAGUUCGCAUCAGAAACUCCUUCACUGAGUUCAAUGGUCGCCCCUUCAAGAGUCCUAUCGAGCCUGAUCAUCUUGAAUUGAAGAAUUCAUUUAAUAAAAGUGGGCUGAAUUGUCUCGACUUAUCAGAUACCCCAUUUAUGGUAUCAUAUACAGGAAACAAGUUAUAUGGGGUUGGCUGUGGCUUAGUUGCUCUUUUCAUCGCUGAUGUCAUAGGGCCAAAGGGUGUCGCAAGAAAGGAGUGUCAAUCAAGCUGUGAGAGUAUCAGCAGAGAUGGAUCUUGCAGUGGUAGUGGGUGCUGCCAGACAGACGUUCCAAGGGAUCUGGAGUCAAUUGGUGUGGCUGUGAUGGGAACUGGUACCAAGAGCACAAACAAUUUUAACAGGUUUGCCAUACUGGCUGAGAUAGGGCAGUAUACAUUUGAUUCCGAGGAUCUUACUCUGGAUGCUACACAAAUAUCUAAAAAAUAUGACGAUAAGGUCAUACAGAUUGUGCUCGAUUGGGGCAUAGGAUAUAAGACUUGUGGAGAAGCAAAAGCUAAUUUAACAGCUUAUGGGUGCGGGGAUAAUAGUAGAUGUAAUGACGAAAUCAAAAAUGGUGGAUACCGUUGCCUUUGCAGCGAUGGUUACGAGGGAAAUCCUUACCUUAUUGAUGGAUGCAAAGGUUUUGUAUCGGGGUUUCUUUUUGUAUCCCUUCUCGGUGGCGUAGAUUCGACAAAACUUUUCACGUCUGAAGAAUUAGCAAUAGCAACCAACAAAUACGAUGAGAGUCAAGUCCUUGGACGAGGAGGCCAUGGUACAGUUUACAAGGGAACUCUGUCAGAUGAUCGUAUAGUCGCCAUUAAAAAGUCUAAUACAGUUGAGCAAAACCAAAUUGAGCAAUUCGUAAAUGAGGUAAUUAUUUUAACUCAAAUUAAUCACCGGAAUGUGGUGAAGCUCUUGGGUUGUUGUUUAGAAACUGAAGUUCCCUUACUUGUUUACGAGUAUGUAUCUUGUGGUACACUUUACCAACAUAUACAUUACAAGGGUGCUGCUGAGAUGUCCCCAUUGACUUGGGAAAUUCGUUUGAGGAUCGCCUUUGAAACUGCAAGUGCAAUUGCAUAUCUGCACUCUGCUGCUUCUCCACCUAUCAUUCAUAGGGAUGUAAAGUCUUCCAAUAUAUUACUGGAAGAAAAUCACACAGCAAAAGUUUCCGACUUUGGAGCGUCAAGGGUGGUUCCGCUAGAUCACACUCAUGUAAAUACACUAGUCCAAGGGACCUUAGGGUAUUUGGAUCCGGAUUACUACAACACAAGUCAAUUAACAGAUAAAAGUGAUGUUUAUAGUUUCGGUGUAGUUCUUAUAGAACUCUUAACAGGUGAAAAACCAAUUUGUUUUGAAAGACCAGAAAAACAAAGAAAUCUUGCAACAUGCUUCACUUCACUAGUAGAAGAUGUCAAUGUUCUCGAACUUAUCGAUGCUCGACUUGCAAAAGAUGGGAACCUGGAGCAAAUCCUUGCUGUGGCAGAGUUAGCGCGGAAAUGUCUUAAAUUAAAGAGUGAAGAUAGGCCUAGCAUGCAACAAAUAGCAGCGGAUCUUCAAUGUUUGAUAAGGGUAGAGCCUUCUGGAUGGAAUCAUCAGCUAAACCACAACGUUGGAACAACAAACUUACCAUCUGAGCCAGUGAAUGUGGAUCUGUAUAGUGUACCAUUUAGUACCAAUGAUGGAUCUAGCUUGGUUACAAGUAUGACAAAUAUGUCAGUGUAUAUUGCAAGAUGA